This is a messenger RNA of Plasmopara halstedii, 222 nucleotides long. RefSeq lists its product as uncharacterized. NCBI's taxonomy places the organism in Eukaryota, Oomycota, Peronosporomycetes, Peronosporales, Peronosporaceae. The transcript has 2 exons. Bases 1 to 222 code for a protein of 73 amino acids. The record is from RefSeq and is a predicted model, not a curated record.
AUGCUAACGAAGGUCUCAGGAGAUGCAUCAAAUGCAAUUUGCCAAAGAUUUCCUUUGAAGAUUGAGGCAACGCGCAAUUCGGUCUAUCCUCUUGAGCUGUUGCAUGCCAAGUUGGAGGAGUUUAUCUGGAUCAAAGCAGCAAUGGCUGCUAUCGAUGUGACAAACCACGUGCUGCUGCUGGAGAUCUGCAGCAAAACUCGGUAUGAGAACGUGUACAAGUAG